This is a messenger RNA of Drosophila grimshawi, 1600 nucleotides long. RefSeq lists its product as uncharacterized. Lineage: Eukaryota; Metazoa; Arthropoda; Insecta; Diptera; Drosophilidae. The transcript is spliced from 2 exons. The coding region runs from base 105 to 1412 and encodes 435 amino acids. The record is from RefSeq and is a predicted model, not a curated record.
AGACCUUCAGCGACGAGCCGAGAAAAAAUUUAUUGUGAUAUAUCAGUUGGACCAAGGAAAAUCUUAUUGCUGCUAGGCGUUUAGUCAGUUUAUAAAUACACAGAAUGAUAGCUGAAGAUCUUAUAUGUGAUUUCAAUGUCAGUCCAAAGUUAAAGACAGUGACUCCAGAUACAAAUACCAGUUUUCUGGAUGCGCCUGUCUGGCUAACAGAAAACUAUCUACAGGAUGCAUUGCGUAAAUUCUAUAACGAUCCGAAGCUAAGGAUUACCGCCGUGGAUGGUCGUCCUGCGCUGGGACGUGGCGAAAACUACGGCGGAGUUCUGACUCGCAUUAAGGCGGAAUUUACGAUGCGCGAUGGCAGCUCAAAGAUUGGUCAUUAUAUAAUCAAGACCUCAUUCGAAGGCGAUGAAUUCGCACGCAAAACGAUGGAACCCUAUGAUAUAUUCAAUCGUGAAAUGUCCAUCUAUGAACAGAUACUGCCCAAGCUUAAUGCGAUGCUGCUGGAAAUUGAGGAUGAGGAAAAAAUAUUUGCAGAAACAAUGGCUGUUGAUUAUGAUCGGUCUGCGUUGAUCUUUGAGGAUCUCAGUGCGCGUGGUUUUGUGAUGCCGGAUCGUUUGGUGGGCCUGGAUCUGCCAUUGGCGCGAAUGGUGCUGCGCAAGUUGGCCAAGAUGCAUGCCACCUCGGCGGUUCUCAAUGAGCGAGAGUGUGGCGCCCUCGAGGGCUAUGAUCGUGGCUUGUUCAAUCGUCAUACGGAUAAUUAUGCACCUCUUUAUCUGGGCAUGUUCCAAGCGACCAGCAGAUGUGUGUCUCAAUUGGCUGGCUAUGAGGAAUAUGCAGAGAAAUUGGAGGCACUGCUCCCUGCCUACAUGGAGCUGGGCAAACGUGUGUUUGAUAUCAGUCCGUGUGUUAAUGUCUUGGCUCAUGGUGAUCUCUGGACAAAUAAUAUUCUUGUCAAGUACAGCAAAGAAACUGGUCAGCCCGAAGAUGUCAUCAUCAUUGAUUUCCAAUAUGCUGCCUGGGGCUCGCCGGCAAUUGAUUUGUUGUACUUUUUGAAUUCGUCGUUGCAGUUGGAUUUCCAUUUACAUCAUCAGGAGCAGCUAAUUAAGCAUUAUUUUGACAUCUUCUCAGAUACGCUGAGGAAAUUGCGCUUUAAGGCGCACAUUCCCAGUUUGCACAGUUUUCAUUUGGAGCUGAAGAAGAAGUCAUUCUAUGCUAUGCACACAAGUUUUUGUAUCUUUCCCAUUCAGCGAAAUGUGGAAAAUGAGGAUGCGGAUUUUAACGCUUUGAUGGAGACAAAUCAGCGAGCACUUAACUUUAAGAAUGGGUGUUAUCGGAAUCCAGCAGCACAGAGGGUGUUACGUGAACUAUUACCUGUAUUUGAUUCUGAAGGUUUGCUGGAUGCAGAUCAGUAAUUGCGCUUAAGUAAAUCCAUUUAAUACGCUUUUUAUCAAUUCUACCAUGCAUAUACUUUUUGGAAAUAUACUUCUUAUUACUUAAUUCUGUAGGGUAACUUCAUAAUAAUGAUUUAAUCUUCAUCAUAUAUACCCCAAUUAUACCAUUUCAUAUUAUUAAUAAAAUAACUUCAUAACAAGAAAGCAAA